Molecule: messenger RNA, 909 nt
Organism: Gilbertella persicaria
Lineage: Eukaryota; Fungi; Mucoromycota; Mucoromycetes; Mucorales; Choanephoraceae
Exons: 3
Coding region: 1-909 (302 amino acids)
Biological process (GO): protein import into nucleus; post-transcriptional tethering of RNA polymerase II gene DNA at nuclear periphery; RNA export from nucleus
Cellular component (GO): nuclear pore cytoplasmic filaments; nuclear pore
Molecular function (GO): structural constituent of nuclear pore
Source: RefSeq, a predicted model, not a curated record
AUGUUUGGUCAAGCAACAAGUCAACCUGCUCCUUCUUUUAGUUUUGGCUUGUUUGGCGCGACCAAUACCAACACAAGUGCUUUUGGUACAACACCUGCUUCAAACACCAAUACACCUAAUCUUUUUGGAGCUACGCCUGCUACUGCUUCGAGUGCCGCUACGCCUAGUCUUUUUGGAGCAACUCCUGCUGCUUCCUCUAACACGACUACAUCUAGUCUCUUUGGUGCAGCCCCCGCUUCUACGACUACACCUAGUCUUUUUGGAGCACCUUCUACAACUUCCAGUACACCUAGUCUCUUUGGUGCAACCUCCUCUACUACCACACCUAGUCUGUUUGGAGCAACCUCCACUACUAACAGUACACCUAGUCUCUUUGGAACAACCCCCGCUUCUUCUUCUACUACGACUACACCUAGUCUUUUUGGAGCAAACAACACAAAUGCAUCAGGUACCUCAUUAUUUUCUUCUACUACAGCCAAACCAACGACUUCUUUGUUCGGAAGUGGGUUUGGUAUAACCACAGCUCCUCAACAACAACAACAACAACAACAACAACAACAACAGCAAAAAACCAAUGAAUUAUUAGACAUCAAUAACUAUAUUCAAGAUACCAAAGCGCCUCUUUUUAUCGUAAAGCCCGAUUCCUUAACACGUACAACUGUCUCUGUUAACAACUUGCUUGGCAAUUCUAGAAAUGUACCAGUAAAGCAAACACCCGUUGCAGAAAACACAAGUAUCAAUUCCUCUCUUGCUUAUAAUGAAAGAAAUACCGUAUUGCCUUAUUAUCUUCUUUGUACGGAUAAAAACAUGAAGGUAUCAUCAAACAACCAAGUAUCUUCUGGAAAGAAAAGAGCAUUAGACAAUGUUGGUGAUGAAGGGUACAUAUUUCUACAAAUGGUCAUGAACUAA